CUGUACAACACAACACUUUCUUCACAAGCGGCUGUAGCUCAGAGACGUUCUGGUACCCCAAGAAAUCAUUUUCACUUUCUUCUGAAGAACAGAACAUUCUGGAAGAUAAAGAACAUGGAGAAUGUAACCCAAUACGAGAUAUACGAUAGCGAGGUGACAGAUUAUGAACUUGAAGAGCCCUGUAACCUCAACCCAGGAGGGGCCCUCACCCAAACCAUCAUCUACUCCAUCAUCUCUGUCUUCGGCCUGAUCGGUAACAUUCUUGUGAUGGUCACUUACGUCUUCUACAAGAGAGCCAAGACAAUGACAGAUGUCUAUCUCUUCAACGUGGCUGUGGCAGACCUCAUCUUUGUGCUGGCUCUGCCACUCAUCAUGUACAACGAGCACAACCAUUGGCCCAUGGGUAAUGUGGCCUGCAAGAUGCUUGGGUCGGCCUACAGCAUCAACCUGUACAGUGGCAUGCUGCUGCUUGCGUGCAUCAGCUGUGACCGUUAUGUGGCCAUAGUCCAGGCUAGACGCUCGUUUGGAUCUCGCGCCCACGCUCUGACCUACAGCCGUCUUAUCUGCUCAGCUGUCUGGCUGUUUGCUGUGGCUUUGACUCUGCCCACACUCAUCUACACUGAGCUCUUAGAAGAAGAGGAUAGAAUGACUGAGACUCAAAUGGUGACGUGUCAGCUGAAUUUUCAUACAGAAGACACAGCAAAGCUAAUGAAGGUGAUGGUGCCCAGUCUCCAAAUGGCCAUCGGCUUCCUGUUACCCCUGUUUGUGAUGGUUUUCUGCUACUCGUGCAUCGUGUACACCUUGCUGCGAGCGCAGAGCAGCCAGAGGCACAAGGCCAUCCGGGUGAUCUUGGCAGUUGUUGUGGUUUUUGUUGCGUGCCACCUUCCCUACAACAUGACUCUGCUGAUUCACACCAUGUUUCUCUUCAAGCUGAGAGACUGUGAAGAAGAGUUGAUAAAACUCCAAGUUCUGGCCAUCUCUAGGAGUGUUGCGUUCCUCCACUGCAGCCUCAAUCCCAUCCUCUACGCCUUCAUCGGAGUGAAGUUCAGGAAGCACUUCCUGCAAAUAAUAUCAGAUCUUUGGUGCAUUGGCAAAAAGUUCAUCUACCCUAGUCGCUCCUCACGGGGAACGCCUGAAGUCUGCACGAUGAGGAGCUCAGAGGGCUCCAACAACAUCUCAUCAUUCAGUGCAUAACAGAAGCCAAUAGGGCUGUCAAAUGAUUAAAAUGUUUCAUCAGAUUAAUCACUGCUUACUAAUUAAUCAUGAUUAAUCCUCAGGUAAUAACUUCCUACCUGAUAUGUGAUAAUGUGAUAUUAUAACAUGUUUUAAAGGAACAUAUCUCAUUUCUGGCUGUAAAAUGCAUACAUAAAACCCUUGAAAUAGCAUGUUAUAUUCCAGGAAGGAGAUGGAACACACCUGAGAAAAUAUAUUAAUUACAAAAAGGAUCAAUUAAAUCUUACAUUUCUCAUUUUGAAAUAGUUGUUUGGGGAGAUGCAUGUUAGCUAACAAAGGUGGGUAAUUCUUAACAGAAUCUUGUCAAUACAAAUGUUUGAAGAAAAAGAAGCAUCUUGUUUAAAAAUGGAAUUUAUUUUCCCUAUGAGUCCAGGCAUGUAUGGAAGCCCAUUCCUGCCAAUUGUAAAUUAAAAUUAUUGACAAAGUUUCUCAUAAUUAUGAGAUUUAAACUGAUAAUAAAAGACACCGUUAUGAUGGACAGAUGAAGUUUCAUGAAGCACUGACACUUUACAGCAAACUGGUUCAACAAAGGGUUCAUUUCUCGAGGCUUCAGAAGCCACCUGCUGGGCAAAGUGUGUAAAACAGGCGGUUUUUCUCUUAACCAUGUAAUCUGUUACAUGCUGUUGUAAUCUUCUGGCCUUAUCAGAAUCAUGUUCUUACCAACUUAAAUAAACAAUUUAUACAUCCAUAUGUGUAUGUAUGUGUGUAUACAUCCCAUGAAUAUUUUUAUCUCAUAAUAUGAAUAAUAUGACUUUGAAUCUCAUAAUUAUCAUUUUAAAUCCCAUAAGUUUGAGAUAUUUUCUAUUUUUUUUAAUUUACAAGUGGUAGGAAUGAGCUUCCAUAUCAUGAGUCAAAGAAAUAAAGCUAAGUACUAAAUGAAACAGGAUUAUUAUGAACCGAGAAACAACACAAACAUUUUGAUGUUUUUUUAUUUGGGGGAAAAAGUUAAAAGCUGCUCAGUACAUGUCUGUACAUAGCAUUUUAUUUUCUGACACUGUAGAACAAAAUCUCAUAACAGAAGUGGAAAGUGGAAGUCUGCAGAAAAGUUGAUUUUUUUGUUCAUUUUCAUGCUUUUGUGAACUUAUCUAAUAAAAUGGAUGUAAGUGGAAAACCUGGUUCAUUAUAACAAUAUUAUCACCAUAUAUAGUCUUUAGUUCUCUUGUUUAUUGAUUUUACCAUGUUUUAUAAAAAUAAUUUGUUUUAACUUUUCAGAACUGUAUCAUACUCUCUUAAUGUUGAAAUGUUGUGUGUUUUUUUAACAACAUUUUGUAUUUGAAUGAA
Messenger RNA from Melanotaenia boesemani (Boeseman's rainbowfish), 2514 nucleotides. It is a transcript of the gene ccr6b, whose product is annotated as chemokine (C-C motif) receptor 6b. NCBI's taxonomy places the organism in Eukaryota, Metazoa, Chordata, Actinopteri, Atheriniformes, Melanotaeniidae. The transcript has 2 exons. Gene Ontology annotation, cellular component: membrane. Bases 115 to 1194 code for a protein of 359 amino acids. The record is from RefSeq and is a predicted model, not a curated record. Gene Ontology annotation, molecular function: chemokine receptor activity. Gene Ontology annotation, biological process: G protein-coupled receptor signaling pathway; immune response; chemotaxis.